This is a messenger RNA of Tremella mesenterica DSM 1558, 516 nucleotides long. RefSeq lists its product as uncharacterized. The record is from RefSeq and is a predicted model, not a curated record. Lineage: Eukaryota; Fungi; Basidiomycota; Tremellomycetes; Tremellales; Tremellaceae. The coding region runs from base 1 to 516 and encodes 171 amino acids. The transcript has 2 exons.
AUGAGUCAACAACAACAAGUUUCAUACCCUCCUGACUACCCCACUCAACCGGACAUGACAAUUCAACAACAAGUGGAUGAAGUGAUAGACACAUUCAGGUUCAAACCUUUCCAUGAGGCUGAAAAGUGUUAUCAAUGCUUCAUGUCCACUCACUCAGCAUUCCAACACCCAGAGUCAGACACUGACCUAAUGUAUGCUCUGCAGCAACUGGAGAGGGAACGAGAUCGUGAAAUGACAAUUCUACUGACCGAUUACGUCCUGUCAACCGUGCUGGAUGAGGCAAUGGGCAAUUUUGACUGGUCCUUUUUUGACGGUGUUCAGACAACUGAAGGUGGAGACAUUGACAAGUACUUCACAGAGAUACAAAGAAAGCAAGCGUUCACAGGUACAAGGCAAGAGUUUGCUCAAGAUCUGUUCAAAAAGACAAUUCAAUGGAAGGCAAACUACUAUUAUUCACAAGAGAACCAGACAGAGGAUAAGUCUAAAGCAGCUGAUAGGGAGAAAAUUCGCGACUGA